CCUCGUUGAAGAGUUGAGGCUACUAGAAGCUAUUGGGAUGGAUUCUGGCAUGCUCUGGUUUUCGUCCUUUCUUCAAUACUGGGAAUAGCCUGCUGCUGCAUGUGCCCACCAGCAGUUUUCGGCCACCCCUUACAGCAGCCCGGACUACUCGGACUGCAAUGACUUGGUAACACUAUUUCUCUGUGUGUGCACGUAGAAUCAUACGUUAUCCGUAGCCGUGUUGGUGUUGUUAUGCAAACAUUCUGAAACUAAAUCUGCUGUGGGAAGUGGAUUUUUCUAUAGCUAUCUACUGUAUGACCAGCAGCAACUCUCUGACCGCGUGUUUUUGCAAUCCUCAAUCCUCCAGUCCUCUCCAAACGUAAAAUGAGCCGCGCCACUCUCUGCCUUCGGAGCCAGCACUGGGAGCAUUCGAGACUAUAAGAAAACUCCGUGGAUUUCGACUUGUGUCCGCUGCACGCACGACAGCUGCGCUCUCGCGUGCGUCCCCGCCCCCCCUUCGCUGGUUCUCCCCGCCUUUCCCCCCUCCCAAUUGUAAGCUGCAAUGCGACGUGUAAUGGCACCAGGAGAGCCGAGACGGAAUCAGUACGAUCAGCGGCAGCAACAACAGCACCAGCAGCAAGCAAGACGACAUUGGAACAUGAUUCAAGUUCUGAGUCAGUCACUAAAACUUCGACACUUAUUGUGGCUGGCUGGCAUUUUGGUCCUCUUAAUCGGCAUUUUGGUCCUCUUACCUUUCUUCAAAGAAGAACUGCUGCUCCAAUUUCAGUGUCAUCUAAAUGAGUCGCACCUGGCAUACGAAAACCUUCGUCUCAUGGCAGAAGUGAAGAGAGCCAGACAAGAAACAGAGGAUAUGAGGGAGAGGGUACAACUCUCUCAGAGUGACGCAGACAGUGAACACUCACGGGCAAAUAGAAGCUUUUGGGGUGGGGUCUGGAUGACUGUGGUCGUCAUUUUCACGAUAGAGCUGGCAGUGGGGAUAUCCAUCUGGUAUAUGUGCUACAGGUGCCUAGCAAGAGUUCGUGUCCCUCAGCAACCCAUGAACAGACUACAAUGACAUCGAUGACUUGUAUGAACAUUGAAUGAAUAAGAGUGUUACUCUACUUUUACCGUAAUUGUCACGACGACUCAUUUUUGUACUACUGGCACAUGACUGAUGCUGCAUCGAUCAGUUCUCCUUUUGCAGCAGAUAGCGCACAGCAGCUGAUUGUCGGCAGAGUCUUUCCGAUACCUAUCGAUCUCUCUGCGGCAUUCUACAAUGUGGUUAGCAGUAGCAGUCAUCAUUAGCAUCUCAGUCCCCACUGGAUUUGCUGAUGAUAUGCCUCCAUCGCUGUGGAAAUGGCCCAACUCUACAUCCUCAGUCAACAAAUUUGCAGUCCCCAACACCUCUGUCAGCGCAGACUACAACGCCCAGAGCGGGUGCGGCGGAGGUGGCGACGACAAAAUGGGCUGGUCCUGCCCCCACCUAAUGCUCCUCAGCCCAGACCUCCAGUUCGCCGCGGAGGAAGACAACAACACCUGGGCCGUGUACGGGGUGGCAGGCAUCGGGCAGACCUCUGACUGCGGCUCCUGCUACCAGCUACAGAUCACGAGCGGCGGGUCGCCUUCAGGUCCGCACGCCUACGUCGUACAAGCCGUCAACACGGGCUCGGACGUCAGUUCCGGGCAGUUCGACAUUCUCCUGGGAGCCGGAGGGUUCGGCAUCUACGACGCCUGCUCUUCCGACUGCCUGAACGGACAGGUGUGCUCUGGUGGGCACUGCAACGCUCCUUAUUACUCAGGAAACUUCCAGGCCUGGACCCCUGGCGGAAAUUGCUACGGGGGAGGAGUGCACGACGCCUCACAAUGCACCAGACUCUCAGGCAACAAGUCAUUUUCCGAACAAACCCUCCAGUAUGGCUGUCCGACGGCCCCUUGAGCGCGGCUACCACGCCAAUUUCCAGGUCGAUUUUCAGAGGGUCCAGUGCCCUCCUUCCCUCUACAAGGUGACUGGUCUAAGACGCAAGGACAACGCUCAAUACCCUAAGCCUGAUAUCAAAUUGAGCCUCAGGAGCAGUGGCCGUACCACCACCACUAUGGACUGCUGCAAGCCCACGUGUGCCUGGAGGCAGAACAUUGCUGACAUUGCCGACCCUCAAUUUCCACAGGUCUAUACCUGCAACAAAGACGGUUCGACAAACUGAUGAAAAUUAGCUAUAUACACACUGGAGCAAAAGUGUGUGUGUGUCAAUAUUACUUUGUUUCAACUUAUGGUUUUAUUAACCCUCGGCGCGCAUGCGCAGCGAGGGUUACGGUACUUGUUUUGUAUC
Geodia barretti is the source of this 2306-nucleotide messenger RNA. The record is from the annotation of a GenBank genome assembly. NCBI's taxonomy places the organism in Eukaryota, Metazoa, Porifera, Demospongiae, Tetractinellida, Geodiidae.